Messenger RNA from Homarus americanus (American lobster), 1796 nucleotides. Its product is annotated as general transcription factor 3C polypeptide 6-like. The record is from RefSeq and is a predicted model, not a curated record. The transcript is spliced from 3 exons. Gene Ontology annotation, biological process: transcription by RNA polymerase III. The coding region runs from base 790 to 1374 and encodes 194 amino acids. Gene Ontology annotation, cellular component: transcription factor TFIIIC complex. Lineage: Eukaryota; Metazoa; Arthropoda; Malacostraca; Decapoda; Nephropidae.
CAAGUUUACCCUCAAAUGUCUUUUCUGUAAUGGUGUACUUUCUCUGGUCUCCUCCCAGGUGUCUCCACGGUCUCCUACAACACUAAUCCGUUAUCUAAAAUAAUGUGUGAAAACAGUAGAAAAUUCCUUCCUUCAUAAUUUACCCACAUAGUGUAAGGAACGUCAAAGUGUAUGAUGUCACAGGAAGACCCCGGGGAAGACUUAGAGUCCCUGAAGCGACGGCAAGCAGAGACACGCUUUAAACUGAGCCUAGCCAACAGACACAUUAGUACCUUGUAUAGAGAGGUACAAGAUCUGGAAGUUCAGUUUAAGACAGCCAUCAGACACAAGAAACACUCAGCCCGCUACAAUCUCCGCCAGAAACUUGCGGUGAUUAUGGGUCUGAAAAUUGUCUACCUCAAUUAUUGCUCUGUUAAAUCUCUGGAGCUGGAACGCAUCACCCAGAAAAUCCGAUCCUCUACUGGCAGGGAGGAAGAAGCAAUGGAUACUGACUCCAAUGAGGAACCUAACUUGUCCAUCUUGGAGAUGUAGAGUGAUGGAGAACACAAAACAUUAAGUGCGUAGGAUAAUAAUAUCAGUUUAUGUAGUAUUUGCCUAAUUUUAGAGGAGCAUGGUCUUUGUAUGACAAGAUACUUCAAUGAGCAUUUUGGACUUUUAUUUUUGUUGCAGUAUUUGUUGUCAUGAUGGAUGAUCAUUUUGUGAACGCUUCUCUAGAAGAACGCCAUAUAUAAACAGUCACCUCGACAAUCUUUAUAUUUCUUGAAUGUAAAAAACAGGUGGUUUACCAAUAUGGUCGAGUCGGACAGUGAUUACGAAGAGGAGGAAACUCUAGUUAUGGUGGAGUUACACGGGGUUAUUGACUCAGAGAUAUUUGCACAAGAUUCUUUCGAGAAGUUCAAGAUACUAGCCUUAGAUUCUGUGCGGCCCAUUUUACAGGUAGAAAACUUUAUGUUUUCUGGUGAAUAUGAACACACAAUGGGGACAGCUGUGUUCUUUGAAGAGGAAGAUAAAAGGGUGAAAAAAUGUGACCCUGUGUUUUGCAAGAAGCCAUCAAGAAUGCUCAAAUAUGUAUGCAAGACUAAUAAAAAGCUCACAAUGAAGCGAGUAUUUAUAUCUGAGAAGCAAGCUGGAGACACUGGCAACUUGAAAACAGAACACGUAGAUAAUGGUGAGUCACUUGGUGAGGGAGCCAGCAUUAUUGUGAGUGAUGCCUCAUUAACUGAUGACAGUCAUGUGAAUGAAGAAGCCUGUAUGAGUGAUCCAUUACUGCUGGGAGACCUGAGUGCUUGUAAUGUUGACAAAGCUGUCCCUGCAGGUGACUCCACGUCAGUGGAUGACCCAGGGAAUACAGAGAAUAAUGAAGGUGCAAUCUAGAAUAAUUCAAGUUUAAAUCUCGUCAGUUUUCUUGCGUUUAAUAGACUUAAGUACAAUAAGCAUAAUUUGUGACUCAAAUUACCGUAACUUCUUAUUCAUGUACUCAAACCACAUAUUGUAUUGUAAAUAAUGCAGUUAGGAUUAAAGAUUUUUUUCAUUUUGUUGGAAUCUAAAAUUGCAUAUAGAAUUUAGAAUGGUUGAAUAUUCUUCAGGUAUUAUUUUUUUAAGGUAAAAUUCAUGGUGCAGAGCUGAGCCUCUUAAGGAGGUAUAAACAAGUAAUAAGUCAAUAGAAAAUAGAUGUGUUGGAACACCACAACCUCUACAGUAUGAUAUACUGUUUUAGAUUUUGAAAUUGAUGAAAGGUGCUCCGUUUGGUUUGUUUGUAGUACUGUAAUACACUAACAAUAAAUUAUUUUGUUUUC